GUCCGCAAAAGUUGCGGCUGCUAGGAGGCGCUCGGCGCGUUGCGCCGGAGGCUCGUCGUUCGUUUCAAGGGCAGCGGACAAGACGACGUCUGCCAGCGGAACCAGUGGGCGGCGCAGCUUGCUAGGGUUGGUGCUGACAGCAAGCUGCGCCAGGGCGUUCAAGGUGCCCGCCGCGCGACCCGCGAUCGUCUGGCGGGCGACGAUGCCGCCUCCAUUAUCACAAGCGGAAAAGGACCGGCGCGAGACUGCCUGCCGGGAGGUCCUAGAAUUCGCGGGCGAAAACGAUUCGGUGGGCUCGAUCACACAGCUCGCGAUCAUCGUCAAGGCCCGGACUUCAGUAAAGGGUAACACUAGAGCGCUUGAGGUAUUGAAAGCGUUCUAUGACGCGCGCCCCGAAGGCGACCCGCUGCGCGCCGUGUACGAUGCUGUCAAAGCGCGAAGCUCGAGCACCGAGAGCAUUGCUGCUAGAGCGCGCCUAGGGAAUGCCCACGGCAAGAACCUACCCUCCGUCGCCGACAUGCGCGAGGCUCGCGUGACGUACGCCGCGCGGCCGCUGCCGACGCUGACGGUCUCCGGCCAGCGGCUCGUGCUCGAGUUACAGCGCGGGGUCGCUACGACGGCGGCGACGCCCCAGCAGCAGCUCGAGGGCCUGGAGGAGUGCGCCUGUCUCGAGGCCUUUGAGUCGACGGAGGCGUCCUUCGAGGAAAGGGUCGGAAUCGUCGAGUCAGUUGGGGCGACCAACGUCCCGGAACAGGGCUACUGCUUGGUCUCGAACGAGCUCAUCGGCCACGCGGCCGGCGUGUGGGACGCGCAGCACGCCAAGAACGAGCGCGCGAUCGUGAUGGAGGGCCACCUCCAGGAGUAUUAUGAGUCCGAGAUGGACAAGAUGGCGACGCCGCGGCGCGCGGCGUCGAGGCGCGGUCGCGAGCAGGCGCACGAGCGGCGCUUCGACGCGUAUGGCGGCAAGAAUGGCGUCCUGGAGGCCCCUGUCGCUCUCACAAAGGCGCCUGGGUCCUUCGUGUCGAGACUGCGCGUUGAUCGUAGUUCCGGCAAAUUGAAAGAAAUCGCGGACGCCGUCGAGGCCCAGCAAAAGAUUAGGGUCGAUUCCCGCGUUAUUUGUAUGCCGGAACGCCAGACCGAGCUCUACAAGCGGGUCCGGCCGACGGCUCUCUCGGAGGGUAGCGACCUGUGUCCAAUAAAACAGCGGUCCGUGUCGAUCUAUAUGUAUUAGAGAAACGCGUGCGCCGCCAACUCGACCUCAGAUUUGAUUUACGCACAGUUCGCAACCUUAGAUUAGCGAAGAAGGUCAAGCAGCUCGACAGCGGCCGCUCCAUGCUCCUCACGCUGCGCCCGGACGGCGAGCCGAUGCUGCUGGUCGUCGGUCGGGGCUUGUACCGCCCCCUGUUCAUCAACGUGACGCCGCCGAAGAUUACAGAGGCGGACCGCGAGCAGCGGCUCCGGACCAAGUCCAACGCUGCGAACUCGCACGAAGUCCACUACUCUAAAUUCGUCCGGGGCGUCGAGAAGUCGCUGGCGUGCCUGCGGCGCGUUAUUGUUGAUUUAGGGCUGAACGGCCACGACGUGGCCGAGUUUGUUAAUAGGAUCGUCGACCAGAUCGACGGUCGCUCCCUCGACGGGGCGCCGGGCGAGGCGCCAAAGCGCGGGACCGUGUCCGACGACGACGAGGAGGACGGUGACGCGGGGCUGGGACCGUGUCCGGAGGGCGUCGACGAAGAAGCGUGGGCGGCGGCGAACGCCGACUACGAGGGCAACGCGUUCAUGCGCUUCGCGUGCAUGAACGACUUCGCGGCGCGGGCGCGGUCGCUCGUCGGCAACUUCAGGGCUGCCGCGGCCUCGCAGAAGUGCGCCGCGCCGGCGCCGGCGCCCGGCGUCGCGGUGCCCGCGCCUGCUCCGGCGGGCCCGCACGCCGGGCCGGCUCCCGCGCCCGCCGCUGCGCCCGCUCCCGCCGCGCGCCCGAAGCCGAAGCGCGGCCGCCUCGCCGACGGCCUGCCCCAGGUGCUGUUCAAGUUCGGGCCGCUCGAGCCCGACUGGGCAUCCAAGGUCGACCUCGGCGCCAAGCCGGUCGCGACCAUCGACCCGGACAACCCGAACGAGCUGCUCGUCGAGUUCUGGCUCCGCGUGUCGCGUCCGAUGGCCGAGGCGCUCUAUCCUGACCAGGAGUUCGAGGUCCUCAGCGAGCGCGACGCGCCCGCGGACAACAUCUCGCCGCUCCUCGACGCCGUCGCUGGCGUCGUUGGCAAGCGCAAGGCUCCCGACGCGGUCGCCGCGGCGCCGGGCGCGAAGCGCGCUAGGGAUGCUGCCGUCGCCACCACGUAGGCGCGGGGCGACUGUCUGUUGUUGAUACUUGAACUGUCUUCUUUAAGUAUUCUUCACAAGC
Messenger RNA from Pelagomonas calceolata, 2398 nucleotides. NCBI's taxonomy places the organism in Eukaryota, Pelagophyceae, Pelagomonadales, Pelagomonadaceae. The record is from the annotation of a GenBank genome assembly.